Stylophora pistillata is the source of this 1086-nucleotide messenger RNA. Its product is annotated as protein zerknuellt-like. Gene Ontology annotation, biological process: central nervous system development; neuron differentiation; regulation of transcription by RNA polymerase II. The record is from RefSeq and is a predicted model, not a curated record. Gene Ontology annotation, cellular component: nucleus. NCBI's taxonomy places the organism in Eukaryota, Metazoa, Cnidaria, Anthozoa, Scleractinia, Pocilloporidae. Gene Ontology annotation, molecular function: DNA-binding transcription factor activity, RNA polymerase II-specific; RNA polymerase II cis-regulatory region sequence-specific DNA binding.
UUUUGCCACUUGCGUUGAAUUUCGAGCAAGAACCGGUUUUCAAAAGAAAUGGACCUCAAACAGUCGGAGAGUUAUUUUCGUGGCUACAUUUUUCUCCCGUGCUGCAGCGAAGAUCAUUCGUAUUUUCGUGGCUAUCAACCCAGUUGUUACCCCACACAAGUUCCAAAAUGUGACGACGCCAUUUUACAAACAAGAAGUGAUCAUCAGUUGCAACCUACUCAUAUGUCCCAGUUUACCUCGCACAGCGGUGAAUACGGCCUGUUAUUGUCUGCCACUCAGAGAAAUACACAUCCACGGCCAAAUGAAAUUUGCCGACAUAAGCUCAGCGUGGAAAAUUUGCCUGAGAAGCCAUUAUCGAGAGAUUUUCGCGAACGCCUAGGUUUGAAAACGGAGGCUGGCUGCAAAAGGAAGCGAAACCGCACAAUCUUCACCACAGACCAGUUAGAGCGGCUUGAAAAUGAGUUCGACCGUCAACAGUACGUGGUUGGUACUCAAAGAUUUUACCUCGCUGCUGACCUGGGGCUGAACGAAACACAAGUUAAAGUCUGGUUCCAGAAUCGCAGAAUUAAGUGGAGGAAAGAGAAUCUGUGUCAUUUGGGAGGCUCAAAAAGAAACACUGAGAAUUGAUAGUAGUGAAGCAGAAAACUUAAAUUUGUAGAUAGAAUCAACUGAUCUAUGUAAUUAGAUAGUUGUGUCGUUUUUAAGAAAAAUGUAGAAAGCAAAUUAAUAUCGUACAAUGUUUUAUAAUAGUACGAAAUUAUCUUCAAGUUAAUCAAAGAUGUUAUACGAUGAUCUGUACUUGUUUCCAGCAGCUUUCAACAAUUUUUUUCUACAGCUUUCUGCACUUGUUUCCAGAAGCUUUCAACAAUUCAAGUGAAUCAUGUUUUGAUAAAAUUUCAACUCAGUCCACACACUUCCUCUUCAAAAAUGUCGCGCCUGACUAAAAAUUUGACCACUGUAAGACACCAAAAAACUGAUUUAUCCCGCCUUGCAAAAGCCAGUAAGUGGUGAAGUAGAAUAAAAUGAAAUGAAAGAGAAAUAUCGAUUAGUGGAUAGCGUUUGAUUUGGGAUCAAAUCCCGUAGCUU